Molecule: messenger RNA, 4916 nt
Organism: Scleropages formosus (Asian bonytongue)
Lineage: Eukaryota; Metazoa; Chordata; Actinopteri; Osteoglossiformes; Osteoglossidae
Gene: ccdc186
Product: coiled-coil domain-containing protein 186
Exons: 16
Coding region: 176-2866 (896 amino acids)
Biological process (GO): vesicle cytoskeletal trafficking
Cellular component (GO): trans-Golgi network
Molecular function (GO): small GTPase binding
Source: RefSeq, a predicted model, not a curated record
UGAUGUGUCACAGCGGAGAGAAGAGGACGGUGCAGGAGCGUGCAGCCAAAAGGUCGGGAAAAACACGGAAAAGGGAGAGAAGGGAGGAGAAGAGGUCAUUUUGCAGCCCACGAGGCCCGACUUUCCCUGAGAUACGAUGAAAUAAGCCGUCCGCGGAUGUGAAGUAGGAUUGAGGAUGGAGCAGAGUGAACACCUCCAGCCUGGCAGUGAGAGGGAGCAAACUGUUGAACAAGAAUUGACAGAGCCUGAACCUGAAAGUGUUCCGGUGAACAUCCGGGGGGAGGGAGGUGAUGCAGAGAUGGGUGCAGAAGAACUGAGCACGGUGGAGUGUGCUGAUGGGCUGACCUCCUCUCAGGAGAUGGCCAAACCUGAACUGCCUUCUCAAGGUGAACUGCAAGGCCCCUCAGUGGAGCCGGAGGCCAAUAGCACUGAAACGCUUUCCACAGAAGACAGUGUAGCUCUGCCCCCGUCUUUGACCCCGUCCAUCAUUUUCUCCCACUCUGAAGUGGCCAGUGAAUCCCCUGCCAAACCAUCCUGCAAUGGAGGUUCUGAAUCCCCCGAGGACACAAACCCGUAUGACACGGAAUGUAGCCGAAAGCUGAUUUCAGAGAUGCACAGGUCGAUAUCACAUGAGUCUUUGCUUGACGAGCUGGAGUCUGAAUUGCUCUCCUGCCAGUUCUCUAGUGAGCCAAACAUGGAGAGACCUUCCAAUGGCCUGCAGAAGGACCAGAACUCCAUGGCCAUGUUUGAAAAAUGUGUGCAGUAUAAAUACUCGCAGCAGGAAAAGGCCAUUAAAAGGCUGCUAGAUGAAAAUCAGCAGCACCAGGAGCUAAUCCUGGGGAUCUGCUCAGAGAAAGACACCAUGAAAGAGGAGCUGAAGAGAAGGAUGGAGACUGAACAGCAGCACCUGGACACAAUCAGAAAGAUGGAGGCCAGGGUGGAGGAACUGGGGAGAGAGCUCAAAGCUGCCCGGGACAAGAUGGUCCAGCAAGAGAGCUCCUCCAAAACCACAAUGCAGCAACUGCAGAGGGAGAUGUCCUACCGGCUGGAGCAGGCCAGCAGGAAGUGUGAGGAGGCGCGGCAGGAGAAGGAGGCCAUGGUGAUGAAGUAUGUUCGCGGAGAGAAGGAAGCCUUGGACUUGCGCAGGGACAAGGAGCAACUGGAGCGUAAGCUGAGGGAGGCAAGUCGAGAGGUGGAAAAGCAGGCGCUCCGUGGGAACCAGUUGGCCCAGGACAAAGGGCGGCUGCAGCAGCUCAAUGAUGCCAAGGAGUCAGAGGUGGCCAGGCUCACACGGGAGCUGGAAAAGAUGAAGGAAGAGGUCAACUCCCACCUCAUCAAAGUGAAGUGGGCUCAAAACAAGCUGAAGAGUGAGGCAGAUGCUCACAAGGAAACAAAGGACAAGCUGAGGGAGACAACGUUCAAACUGACCCAGGCCAAAGAAGAGGCUGACCAGAUCCGGAAAAACUGUCAAGAAAUGAUCAAGACGUACCAGGAGUCAGAGGAGAUCAAGUCCAACGAGCUGGAUGCCAAGCUCCGCGAGACAAGGGGAGAGCUGGCGAAGCACAAGCAGGAGCAGACAGACCAGCUGGAGAUGCACCGUGCCAAGCUGAAGGAGCUGGAAGAUCUGAAGAGGACCUUCAAGGAGGGGAUGGAUGAGCUCCAGACCUUAAGGACCAAGGUGAAAUGUUUGGAAGACGAGAGACCACGUACAGAGGAGGAGCUUAACAACUACCGAGAGAUCAUCAAUCGGCAGAAAGCCCAGAUUCAGAGCCAGAAGGACCAGCUGAGCAUUGUCCAGCAGCUAGAGGACCAACAUCACAGGGAUGAGCAGGAGAUGAGCUCUCUUAAGGAGGAGGUUGAGAACCUGAACGUGCAGAUGGCUGACCUUCAGAGGGACAUCCAGGGUAGCCGGGCAAGGGAGGCGGAGCUCCUUGGCUUCACAGAGAAACUGACCAGUAAAAAUGCUCAGCUGCAGUCAGAAGUCAAUGCCCUGCAGGCGCGGCUGGACUGUAUGAGUGUGGCUUCCCGUGAGCUGCAGGACCAGCUGGAGGAGAGAAAGAGUGCAGUCAGCGAGUUGACGCAGCGGCUUCAGCGGGAGGAGCACCUGAGGCAAGAAGAGGUGCAGACAUUGCAGACCCAGAGGACUGCGCUGCAGGUAGAGAUUGCGCAGCUGCAAACUCGUGUGGAUGAACUGAGGGAUGAGUUGGCAACACAGAAGAGGAAGCAGGCAGCCAACAUCAAGGACCUGACCAAGCAGCUGGUACAGGCACGGAAAAAGCUGGAGCAGGUGGAGAACGGGGGCUGCGACCGGGAAGCGAGUAGCAUGGGCAGCAGGUCCAGUUCCUCAGGGUCACUGAGUGCACGGGCUGGUGGGAUGGAUGAGCGUCUGACAGACAGCCACUCGGGCCCACCCCCGGCAGACAGCUUCCCUGAGGUGGACAAGGCCGUGCUAGUGGACCGCAUUGUGCGUCUGCAGAAGGCCCAUGCACGCAAGAACGAGAAGAUCGAGUUCAUGGAGGACCACAUCAAGCAGCUGGUGGAGGAGAUCAGGAAAAAGACCAAGAUUAUUCAGAGUUAUGUGCUGCGCGAGGAGUCAGGAGCGCUGUCCUCGGAGGCGUCGGACUUCAACAAAGCCCACUUGAGCAGGAGGGGCGGUAUCAUGGCCUCGCUGUACACCUCACACCCGGCAGACAGCGGUCUCACGCUCGAGCUAUCCCUUGAGAUCAACAGGAAGUUGCAGGCAGUGCUGGAGGACACGCUGCUGAAGAACAUCACCCUCAAGGAGAACCUUCAGACCCUGGGAGCAGAGAUAGAGAGGCUCAUUAACCGACAGCAUGAACUAGAAGACCGUGCCAAGAGGAAAUGACAUCAGCUGGAGCAGUGGAUGGGAGGAAAUUAAACGCUGGCUCCGCCCCCACCUCAACAAGAGAGGCUCCUGUGGAGGUGACGCACACUCUGGCCACACAUGAUAAACGGCAGAUGAAGGAGAGGCCAUAAAGAGGACGGAGAGGAGCUGGAGACCCCCAUUCUGUAGGAACUCUCAUCCCUGUGGGAAGCUACCCACAGGAUGUGUGGAGCACUGUUCUCGCACCUUGAACUGGGUGGGCAGUCAAGAGUGGUUCUACACCACCUUCCUCUCACUCGUCUCUCCCCCACCUGUGCCCUUUGUAGCUAUUCCUUUUGUGCGCAGCUCCAUCCCCUCUCAGACGCCCCCCCGUUACCCCUGCACCAGAGAGUGUAUGUCCAGCCCCCAAGAAGUAGGAGAGGAUCCCUCAAAACGCUUGGAAAUGCAGGAAAAUGUGACACCGUGAAGUGACUUGCCAAUGAUUAAAAAAUUAUUGUAUAAAUUAUUAGUGCGGUGGACAGAUGAAGUGAUGAAAUGAAGUAAUCUCCCGCCCACACGGUCGGCCCUUGGUGCUCCUCGGCGUGGAUGACAGGGUGCGGCAGAACCCCACAUCGCGGGUGCUCCAACACAUUGUUUACUAGAAACAGAUGCACUUAAACGUUGAAUGAACAAAGCACUGUUUCCAUCUUCCACAUGUUGCUAAGGCACUUACAUGAAAAACCAGCGUGUCAGCUCCAGUAUUAGCGGUGCGCACGUCUCUGAAUGUACGGCGCAGCGGCGUCUUCGUGCAGCAGCUCCUGGAGGAUCCCAGGCAGCUGCGGGCUCAACUGUAUUUAUUUUUUGUUUUGCUCUUUUGUUUCUGGUGAUUUCAAUGGGGUUCAUUCAACCAAAAGUCUAAAUAUUGAUUUAAUGGUUCUUUUUCUGUAGAAAUGCAGUUCUUGGGAAGAAUCAGCUAUGAAUUCCUGUCCUUCCGCCGGGUGUUUAGUGUCUAAACACUGUAUUGAGUGGCUUCUUGUUUGUUUCAUUAUAAUGCUCCGGACGUGGGUUCGAGUGCUGCGUUCCUGGCCGCUUUGAGGGGCUCCGGUUCAUACGGCUGGGUCUCGUGGCAGUGAAGGUGCGAGGAGCUGGAGAGCAGCUGCGAGCCCUGAUGUUUCCUGUAGAUGGGCACAAGUGAGCUCAGGGUUUGAGACACUGAAUGAAACCUGGACAUGUCUGUCCUUUUGCAGCUGUAAGAUUGGAACUUUUUUUGAACAUAUGAAUUUUUGUUUUGUUUGUGGUUUCCAAGCUAUAACCUGUGCAAUAGCAAUGACCCGUGGCGAUGGUCAGGGGCAGGACGCCAGUGGGAAGGUCCCCGCUGGAGGUCUGGCUCUGAGGGUUGGCAGGGCAGAACUGGUCCUGGUCACUGAUGGUCAGGUCACUGUCUCAGUGGCCCAUCUCCUUACAGGCCCCCUGAAACGCUGCUGAACAGAGUUGGAUACAACUCCGCAACCCCCGGUGCUCAAUGACAUUGACAGGCCUUUUCUCCAUCCCCCUCCCCUUGACCUCUUUCUGUCCUGAUAUUUCCCCCCCUGGAUUUUGGGUCCCAUUGUUGUUCCUGUUCAUUUAAAUGGAAAAGUGAUUAUAUUUUUAUGUAGAUAAAAUUAUGUAAAUCAUGAGAUGUCUUUAAUGAUUCUGUAUUCUAUCUGUAUAUAUGGCGAUUACAGAAAUGAAAGAAUAUUUUUUAUGAUUGUAUUUCUCUCCCCCCCUCCCCCCGUACCAGCAUGAGAUGGGAAAAAGUAAUCAGACAGAGAAAUUGAAUAUUUGCUUUAUUCCACAAGCAUGGAAUUUCAUUUUCAGCUUAUGCACUGUGAUGUGGUCACGAAACGACAGCAUUCUGAGGGGCGAAAGCACCGUUUCCUGCGGAGAAAAGCAGAGAUCCUGAAAGGACCAGCACCCCCUUUCUGUGCCCUCAGGGACCCAGAGCUUGAGGCUCUUCUCCAAGAAGCCCCAGCAGGCCUCUGUUCAGGGUUUAUGUUCAGGGCAAAAGGAGUUGUGUUGGGGGCAAGGGUGGGGUGAGUUGCACUGAUGACUG